UUGUGGACAGUCCGCCGACGUAAACAUUACACGAUAUGGCUGUACAAGGUGUAGGUUAUGUCUGUGAUAAGUGAUAAAUAUUUAAAUUUGUGGAUUUAUGGCAGUAAUCUGUGUAUAAUAAUAUAACGUCAAUUACUUUAUAGAGAUGCAAUAAUACAUUUUGAAAAUUAUUAUAUAUUAAAUUUAAUCAUUUAUUUAAAACUGGAGACAGUGAAAAUGGCUACAGCUGAAACUCAAGAUCUCUCUACGCCUGAAGAUAUUAAAAAAGCGUAUGAUGAUUUGACGAAAGAAGAGGAGGAUUGCAAGAAAGAACUUGACUUACUUCUCUCUCGUCACUGUCAGCUGGAUGCUAAAGUACGAGGCAUCACCAAAGUAUUGCCCAAUCUACAGGUCGUUCAUUCCGACUCGUUGCAACUUGCUGAAAUGCUGACCUUCAUAUCUACACUGGCCGAGAAUGUCAGUGCAAAAGUGCGCCAGUUGGACAAUGCAAGGAGUCGAGUGUCUGAAUGCCAGCAGAGAGUACACGAUCUGCUCGACCUACAGUUGUGUUCAGAUGGAGUAACAGCAGCACUUGCGAGUGACGAUUAUGAGAAAGCAGCAGCACAUGUUCAUCGCUUCCUGACCAUGGAUCAGAGUCAACUAGAACAGACUGCCGAUGAUAUGCAGCAAGAUUGCGCCACAGUGAGCAAUUCUCUGUCACUCCUGCGUACCGCAGCUGGUCAGCUCCAGAACAUUAUCACCCUGAGGUUCAACGAAGCCGUCACUGCAGACGACCUGGCUUCCGUAGAACGAUUCUUUAAACUCUUUCCUUUGCUCAACAUGCACGAUUAUGGCCUGGAGAAAUUCUCAGCCUUCUUGUGCUCCAAGCUGAAAGUGACGGCUCUCAAGAACUUGCAGAACGCCCAGAAGACUACCACCUCAGACAAGAGAGCCAACGUUAUCUACGCUGACACCCUGACAUUGCUGUUUGAAGAGAUCGCAAGGGUGGUCGAGAUACAUCAACCACUUGUGGAAACCUACUAUGGGUUUGGGAAACUACACAAGGUGGUCUCGCUGCUACAGCAGGAGUGUGACAGGCAGAGUCGACUGGUCUUGACGGAGUUCGGCAAGCAGAGGCUGCUAGAACGGCGAGUAGCACUGAUACACGAGCUGGAGCGCAGCACAGCCCAGCCUGCUACCACUGCUACCGGUAUUGUGGAUCCUCGGGAAGUAGACCAACUGCUGGGAGAAAUCACUAUCAUGCACUCCCGCUACCAUCUCUACCUGCGGUUCAUCAGGCGACGGGUCACUAAUGACUUGGAAGUAGGUGUGACUGAUAUGGCGGCACGCACAGAGCACCAGGAUAAGCUUGAGAAGAUGAUCCAGGACAGUGAGCUGUGCAGGAGGAUGCAGGAGCUACUGAGCAUCUACUUACAGCUGGAGAGAUUCUACAUGUUCCAGAGUGUCAACAAGGCCGUGGCCAUGGACUCUGUGGAGGCUGGUUCCAACGUAUCCAGCAUGGUUGAUGACAUCUUCUUUAUCGUCAGGAAAUGCAUUAGGCGGGCAGCAUCUACUGGUAACCUGGAUGGGGUUUGCGCAGUGAUCAACAAUGCCUGUGCCGCGCUCGAGACAGAGGUGUGUCCCGCACUCAAGCAGCAGCUGCGACUUGGUUACCCCAGUGGUUACCUGGAUCUGACACAGGCUUACAAUGUGAUGAUACAGGGCCGACUACAGCCCUCGGACUCGGAGCAGGCUCGUAACACUUUCCUCGUUUAUCUGAAUAAUGCGGACGUUAGCUGCGAGUACGUGACAACGUUAUGUCGAGGAUUGUGCCAGGAGAUCCCAGUCAACUCGCAGCAGGAACGAGCCAAGCUGGACAGUUGUCUGGCAGGUCUGGGCACAGUGACGGCAUCUAUGGGUGCCAUCGUGGACUACGGACUGCAGCAGUUGCGUGUGUCUGCCAUCAAACCGAGGGUGGCCCCAUGGGUCGACACCUUCCUCUCACUCAGCCACCAUCUCACAGAGGAAGAGUUUUCGAGCUACGAAGCCAACGAACCAUUUAUCCGUAACCUUAUCGCCAACCUGGACAGUCUGUUGUCGGAGUUCAAGAAAACGCUGACGCCGGCAAACUGUGACGCUCUAGUAGGCAUUCUGGUCUCGGAGGUCACCAGCCAAAUGGAGAAAGUAAUUUCCAAAUCAGAAUUUAACAGGCUGGGAGGCCUUGCACUUGACAAGGAGGUGCGCUCACUGGUAAGCUACCUGAACAGUGCAACUUCAUGGUCAGUGAGAGACAAGUGCGCUCGACUAACACAGAUCACCACCGUACUCAAUCUGGAGCGAGUGGCUGAGAUCUCUGACUACUGGGGGGUCGAGGCCGGAGCCAUGCCUUGGAGGCUAACGGCUAAUGAGGUCAAACAGUUCAUGGCUCUUAGGACUGAUUUCCGGAGUGAAGAUAUCAGAAGAUUGAAGCUUUAGAUUAUAGGUUAUUGUUCAAAUCGUUGAAUUUUAUAAAUUGUUAUUUUUUGAAUCAAUUAAAAGUUGUUUU
Homalodisca vitripennis (glassy-winged sharpshooter) is the source of this 2524-nucleotide messenger RNA. It is a transcript of the gene Cog4, whose product is annotated as conserved oligomeric Golgi complex subunit 4. The transcript has 12 exons. The record is from RefSeq and is a predicted model, not a curated record. Lineage: Eukaryota; Metazoa; Arthropoda; Insecta; Hemiptera; Cicadellidae. The coding region runs from base 217 to 2454 and encodes 745 amino acids.